Molecule: messenger RNA, 622 nt
Organism: Penaeus monodon (black tiger shrimp)
Lineage: Eukaryota; Metazoa; Arthropoda; Malacostraca; Decapoda; Penaeidae
Product: venom protein 302-like
Exons: 4
Coding region: 111-383 (90 amino acids)
Source: RefSeq, a predicted model, not a curated record
CUUGAAGGACGGGCUCCGAAGCGGCGUGGAGGCUCCUCGCCGCUAGCGCCGCACAUAGGACGCGGCUGCCACGCCAGACGGAACGACAGCAGAGGGUGCCUAAAUUUACGAUGAAGGCUGCUUUGUAUCUUGCCGUGUGCUUCGCUUGCUGCGUGUUGGGCACAGAAAGUCUUAGUUGCGUUGAACGAGGUCAAGGCUGCACUCCAGAGAAAAUAGCUGAACUGCAAUGCCCAUUUGAAACUGUAGUCAAUGAGUGUAAUGACUGUGAGUGCGCCAAGGGCCCGGGAGAGGAGUGCGGCGGUCCGUGGGAUACCAUGGGCCAGUGUGCCUCGGGUCUGACGUGCACGAAGGACGAUUUCCAUUCCCCAGGAUGGUGCGUCUAAGCUGACGCUGAAGAAGAGGAGAAGGAGAAAGAAAUACUGGACAGGAAAAAGGAAUGUUACGGACAAGUUGAAUCCCCGAGGAAACUGGGAAAAUAAAAGGAAAAGAAGAUAAGGGGAUGAAAAUUGAAUCAAGAUCAUAAUAAUGAGAAGAAAGGAUGGUUGGAUGAAUGCCAGAGACAGUUGGGUCCUCAGCAAUACUGCCUUGUGCUUUUUUCUCUGAAUUGAAUUGUAAAAUUUAA